AGGUAGAUGAGAGUCGCGUCAAAAUGGUCUUCGAAAGCUUGGUGGUUGACGUCCUCAACCGGUUUUUAGGGGACUACGUUGUGAACCUCGACAGCUCGCAGCUGAAACUCGGCAUCUGGGGAGGUGAUGCUGUUCUUAGAAAUCUUGAAAUUAAGGAGAAUGCCUUGAGUCAACUUGACAUUCCUUUUAAAGUCAGAGCCGGUCAUAUAGGACGGCUGGAGCUUAAGAUUCCUUGGAAGAACCUUUACACCCAGUCAGUGGAGGCGACACUGGACGGUGUCUUUCUGCUUAUAGUACCCACAGCAAGUAUAAAGUAUGACGCAGAAAAAGAGGAAAAGCAGCUACAGGAGGCUCGUCAGAGGGAACUACAGCGAAUAGAGGAGACGAAGCUGAAGGCUGCUGAGCAAGAAAACCCCGGCCUGGAGAAACAGGACACCUUUGUGGAGAAGCUCGUCACUCAGGUCAUCAAAAACCUGCAGGUCAAAAUCUGUAACAUCCACGUACGCUAUGAAGACGAUGUCACUAAUCCAAACUGUCCUUUGUCCUUUGGAGUGUCCCUUAAAAACCUCAGCCUUCAGACAGCGGAUAAGAACUGGAAUCCAAGUCUGCUGGAUGAAAAUUCCCGGCUUUUCUUUAAGUUGGUUCAGCUCGACGACUUGUUUGCCUACUGGAAUGUCAACUCGACUCUCUUCUCUAAUCACAGUGCGGACGAGGCUUUGCGAUGUCUUCAGAGUAGCAUGGAAACCAACAGCUCUCUCUCUGUCGGCCAUGACUUCAUUUUCCGUCCAAUCUCAGCCGACGCUAAACUGCGGAUGAAUCCCCGCUCAGAUGUGGACUUCUCCUCUCCUAAAGUGGACCUCAUGGUCAAUCUGAGUGAGGUGGCCAUUGAACUGAACAGAGCCCAGUACAUUAGCAUCUUGGAGCUGCUGGGCUCAGUGGACAUGAUGUCACGCAACCUGCCGUACAGGAAGUACAGACCCGCGGUCCAAGUUCACACCAAUGCCCAUAUAUGGUGGAAGUACAUAAUAACAGGCACCCUGGAAGUGGACGUGAAGCCUCGUCUCCACAUGUGGUCAUGGGAUCAGAUUCGCCGCCACCGGCAGAUGGUGAAACGCUACAAAGAGCUCUACAAGACCAAAAUCACCAGCAAGAAACCCAGCGAGGAGCUGCUCAAGGCGCUAGAGGGGCCUGAGAAGACCUUGGAUAUUUUUAACAUCACGUUAGCCAGACAGCAGGCUGAGGUGGAGGCGAGUAAAGCAGGCUUGUGUAUCUACCGUCCGGGGUUAAAGAUGGAGGAGGAGCAGUCCCAGGGUUGGGUAAGCUGGAUGUGGAAUUGGGGAGCAGAGCCAGAAGAGGAAAGAAAAGAAGUCAAGACUGGAGGUUUUGAUGAGCUGUUAACCUCCGCUGAGAAAGCUAAACUCUACACUGCCAUCGGAUACAGCGACGCCACCACUGCUAAUCCCAACCUGCCAAAAAAUUUUGAAGACAUGAAGGUGAACUUCCACAUGGAGAGGCUGACCGUGUCCAUCAAAGACAAGCAAGACAAGAACGAGAUCAUCAAGCUGACUGUGGAAGAGCUCCUGUCCACACUCACACAGAGACCCGGAGCACAAGCUAUCAAAAUCACAGCUCAGCUCAGUUUGUUUGAAGUCACAGGCCUGGCCAGUAACCGACCUGCACCUACGCUCCUGUCGUCCCGUAAGGCAGCCACAGGAUCGGGCACCCCGCUGCUCUGCAUCCUGUUUGAGACCAACCCGCUGGACGAGAGCGCCAACCAGCGGCUCCAUGUGGAAUCACAGCCUUUAGAAAUCAUCUAUGAUGCUAUAACGGUGAACAGCAUGUCGCUGUUCUUCAUGCCUCCUGACGACCUGCAGCUGGACGAGCUCACCAACGCCAUCAUGAAACUGGAGCAGUUUAGAGACCGCACAGCCACAGGUUUAAUGUACGUGAUCGAAACCCAGAAAGUUCUGGACCUGAAGGUGAACCUGAUGGCCUCGUAUGUCAUCAUUCCACAGACGGGCUUCUACAACGGCACGCAGAACAUCAUGCUGCUGGAUCUCGGUCAUUUCCAGAUGUCCAGUCAAAGCAAGAAGCACCUGCCUCAGCUGUCAGUGGGCUCCUGCAACAUUGAAGACCUCAUGUCGAGAGCGUACGACAGCUUUGAUAUCCAGCUAAGCAGCCUGCAGUUUCUUUACAGCAAACCAGAUGGUGACUGGAAAAUGGCCCGUAAGCAGAAGCGUUCACCUCUCCACAUCCUAGAGCCGGUGGAUCUUAAGGUCGUUUUCAGCAGGGCGAUGGUUGUCAAAGACUCCCGCAUGGCAAAGUAUAAGAUGUCUGGAGAGCUCCCCCUGCUGUCUCUUCGUAUUUCUGACGUCAAACUUCGGAGUGUUCUGGAGCUGGUAGACAGUAUCCCACUGCCCGAGAGCAGACCUGCAAACAGCUCGGCUCCUUCCAAGCCGAGGUCGUUCACCCCUCAGCUCACUCCCAGGAGACCUCUGAACCUGGCUGACCAGCGCUCGUCUCUCAUGUUCGAGUCAUGUGAGACCAUCAGCAUCACCUCAUUGGGCUCAGAAGAAGAUUUGUUCUAUGACGCUCCCAGCUCUCCCAUUGGUGAAAAACCAUUCUUCGCAGAUAACCCCAUGCCACUGCGCUACGCGGACUUGCACAAAAGAAAAGGUCUGAUCAAGGAAGAUGUGAAGAAAAACAUGACUGACCUCAUCUUGACCUUUGAAAUCAGUGAGUUUUCUGUUCAGUUGUGUCGUCUGUCUGAGGAUCAGGAGGUCCCGGUGCUCCACCUGGACAUAGAGGGUCUUGGCACUGAACUGAAACUACGCACCUUUGACAUGACAUCCAACACCUACCUGCGAGAGAUCUGCCUCAAGUGCCCUGAAUACAUGGAUUCUGAAGAAAAGCAGGUUCAGCUGAUCACCACACUGGAUAACACAGAGGUGGACCUUCUUACCCUGGAGUAUAUAAAGGCUGAUAAGAACGGACCUGAGUUCAGAUCCCAACACAACAACACAGAGCAGCUUAUUAAGGUGACCUUCUCCUCCCUGGACGUACAUCUCCAUACAGAGGCUCUUCUCAACACCAUGAACUUCCUCACCAACCUCCUCCCUCCCUCCACAAAGAAAGAGGGAGGCACGGAGGAGCUGCCCACCAUCCCCGAGGAGGACGAGAGCGAGGCAGAGAAGGAGGGCGAGAAGAAGGGAGAAGCAGCGAUCACCAAGAAAAAGAGUACAAAAAGUAAAAAGUUUGCAGACGUGGUGAAUCUGCAUAUCAGAGCGGAUCUCCGCUGUCUGAAGGUUUUCAUCCGAGGACAGAAAGCCAGGAUCUGUGAGAUUAGAAUCGAAGGUCUGGUUUCUGAGGUUCUGAUGAGGAAGAAGGAGAUGGAGGUUCUGGCCAACCUGAAAAACAUUGUGAUCCUGGACUGUGACAAAGAUGCCUUUUACAAGAAGGCCGUGUCGAUAGCAGAUAAGGAAGUGUUUGCCUUCCGCAUGGUAAACUAUACAGACGCCACAGAAGGGGACGCCUAUCUGGACAUGUCUAAAGUCGACACCUUUGUCACGCUGACUGUGGGAUGCAUCCAGGUCGUCUUCCUCAACAAGUUUGUCUCUUCCAUUCUGGCGUUCAUCAAUAACUUCCAGGAGGCUAAAGAUGCCCUCACCGAGGUGACGGUCCAGGCCGCAGGAAAGGCCGCGUCGGGUGUCAAGGAACUGGCGGAGCGGAGCACGCGGAUCGCUCUAAACGUCCACUUUAACGCGCCCGUCAUCUUCCUGCCCCAGUCCUCCACUUCCUCCAACGUCAUCGUAGCUGACCUCGGUUUGCUGUCCGUCAAGAACGAAUUUGCCAAGCAGCCUUGUAAAAGCAACACGAAGAUCCCGCCUGUUGUGGAUCGAAUGGCUGUGAAGCUGACAGACCUCAAGAUGUACAGGACCACUUAUAUAAAUGAAGGUUUUCAAGGAGAGACACAGCUGUUGAAGCCCGUCAGCCUGGACCUGGAAAUCCAGAGAAAUCUAUCAUCCAACUGGUACCACGACAUUCCUGACAUAGAGAUCACUGCUCAUCUUAAACCAAUGAGUCUGAUCCUGAGCCAGGACGACAUGACGGUGGUCCUGAGGACUCUGAGUGAAAACCUGUCUGAGAAGUCGGAUGCUGUUCCAGCGCUCCCUCCUCUGCCCACCACGGACCACUCCUCUGACUCUGUGUCUAACAAAGAGUCUCAGGGCUCUGGAACCACAGGACCAGCCAGCAGUAACACGGUAGUGACGGCGGCUGUCGUGGAGACUCAGAAAACCAGAAAGCUGAAGAGCACGCUCAAAUUGGACUUCAAGUUUGACUCGAUGACGCUGGUCUUGUACAGCCCCAAUGGCAAUGUGUUACAGGUGUUGGAUUCACACGAUGAGCAGCUGAAGUUGGCAGAGUUCACUCUGGGCACCAUCUCCACCUCCGUCCACAUGUUCUCCGACAGCUCCAUGAAGGCGUCAGUGCGACUGGCUGCCUGUCUUCUCGAUGAUAAGAGACCCAGGAUCAAGAUGGUCACUCCGAGGAUGAUAGCGAUGCGUCCCGGUGCCGAGCAGCACAUGAUGGUGGAGGUGAACUACCAUCAGGGCCGUGAUGGCACCACCUUGGACACAGUGGUGCAGGAUAUUUACCUGUGUGCCAGCAUGGAGUUCCUGCUCACUGUGGCAGACAUCUUCCUCAAGGCCACCCAGCAGGGUUUUGCUCAAGUGCCGCAGCCCAAGAGCAGUUCAGGAGGAGCGGAUAAAAAGAACAUUAGCACCUCCAUCGCAUCUAAAGAGUCAACUCCAGCUGCAGCUGCAGCCGUGGUGUCAAAGACAGAGAUGAACGUUGUGGUGAGAAACCCGGAGAUUGUGUUUGUGGCUGACCUGACGCGUGCCGACGCCCCGGCCCUGGUGAUGACCACAGAGUGCGAACUAGUGAUGAAAAGUGAUGCAGAGGGGUCCCAGAUGACCGCUGCAAUCAAGGACCUCAAGGUGGUGGCCUGUCCCUUCUUGAGAGAGAAGCGGAAAAACAAUGUGACGACGGUGCUGCUGCCGUGUCAGGUGUUCUUCCAGAGUACGCAGACCCCGACCUCCCCUCAGGCCAUGGAGGUCUCCAUCAAUGCUCUCACUCUGAAGGUGUCUCCAAUCAUCAUCAACACAGUGAUCACCAUCCAAUCAGCACUGACGCCCACAGCGGAGACCCCUGAGGAGCUGGAAAGUCCCGUUCCUGUGGACUUGUGGCAGAAGCGGGGCUGGAAGGAGCUCAAACUCUGGUUCCUAGAAGAGGAGGGAGAUGAGGACACGGCAUCACUGGCCCCACUGAUACCACAGGGAGAGUCUUUACAGGUGAGCAUCAAGUCGAUAUGUCUGACUCUGGAGGCUGGAGUGGGACACCGCACAGUCCCAAUGCUUCUGGCCAAGUCCUCCUUCCAUGGAGACGUCACAAACUGGUCAACGCUCAUUAAUUUACACAGCGAGCUCAACCUGGAGGUUCAUUAUUAUAACGAGGUAAUGGGAGUAUGGGAACCGCUGCUGGAGCCAUUAGAGGAUGAGACAAGGGACGGUUUCAGACCAUGGAGACUGGAAUUAAAGAUGAAGAAGAAGCCGGUGAAGUCCACUAGAUUGUCAGAUGAGGUGGAUUACCAGAUCCCUGACUAUAAGACCGUCAUUGUCGUCAGCAGUAAAGACCAGCUCAACAUCACCCUCUCCAAAUGUGGACUGGCCAUGCUGAGUAACCUUGGCACGGCGUUUGCUGAAGCUGCCAAACAGACAGCUGACUCCUUCCAGAAAGACGAAGCUCCAUUUGUAGUGAAAAACCGCCUGGGCCUGCUGGUGUCCGUCCGCCACAGUGACAUGUUUAGUCCCAUCGGCCAGCAGAGCACCAACAACACCGUGCAGCUUCAAGACGGGGAAACCCUCGGGAUGGACUAUUCAAGAACAGACUCAGACCAGUUCUCUGCUAUGAUCUCCCUGAGUGGAAAGGACUACUACAUACAGCCCACUCCAAUGGGCCACACCUCAGCCAGCGUGAUCCCCCUGAUCAAGGUGGGCAGAGGAAUGUACAGCGUCAUGCACAAAGAGUCAGGAGUCACUCGUUUCCUCGUCUGUCAGAUUUACUCUGUGGAGGGCAGCAAGUACAUCAAGAUCCGCUCUCCUUUCCAGAUCAUCAACCAUUUCUCAAUCCCCUUCAAAGUUGAAGGAUCAACAUGUCUGGGUACAGCUCUCCCCACUGAAGAGUUCUGCGUUCCUCUGGACUCAUACCGGUCUGAGCUGAGUCUUCAGCCGAUAAUGGAGGACGACGCUGACAGCAAAGAGGAAGAGUUCGAGAGCUCAGAGGGCUUCAGCUACGAAGACGUCAGCAACCAGCAGUCAGAGACACGCCUCCAGCAGACUUGCCGUCGCCGCGGAGACCAGGGUGGCGUUUUGAUUGUCAACAUUGUGCCGGUAAAAGACGCCGUGACGUUCAGAGACACCGGAGGAGUCGGGGAGAACUUUGAUGUGCCCUUUGUGCUUCACCUUUGGCCUUCUGUCCUGCUCCGUAACCUGCUGCCCUACCCCAUCUCAUACAAACUGCAGGACAGUGGGGUCUCUGCUCCUGAAGCCACUCUGGACCCGGGUCACUCUGCACAGCUCUAUACUGCAGUCAUCAACCAGUCAAGUCUGGAUCUCUGCCUGCAGAGCUACCUGGCUCAGGACUGGUGUGCUAAGUACAGUCUCCAAAGUGACCAGGAGGAGAUCACCUUCAUCGUGUUCCAGUCUCUAAGAGAGAGCGAUGAAGACGAUGGGGAAGGGGAGGAGAGGAAGAGGGCUGAGCUGGAUAUAGCGGUGCAUGUUAAAUAUGACCUGGGACAAACCGUGAUCGCUUUCCACUCGCCCUACUGGAUGGUGAACAAGACGGGCAGGUUGCUGCAGUACAAGGCGGACGAUAUCCACCGCAAACACCCGCUGGACUACGACAUGCCUCUGCUCUUCUCCUUCAAGCCCCGAUACUUCCUGAAAAAUAAUAAGGUGCGUCUUAUGAUCUCAGACAGCGAGCUCUCAGAUGAUUUCUCUCUGGACACUGUGGGCAGCCAUGGAGAUGUCAAAUGUAAAGGCCGGUACAAAGAUUACCUGGUGGGUGUGAAGAUCGACGCGAGCAGCUUCAGUUUGACUCGCAUCGUGAGCUUUGUGCCGUUUUACAUGCUGGUCAACAGAACAAAGCACAGCGUCUUCAUCUGUGAAGAAGGACAGGACAACUGGACCGAGGCUCAGCCCGAGCAGUCAGCUAUUCCCUUCUGGCAGAACGACACCAAGCGGCUGAAGAUCAAAGUAGACGGGUGUUUAUUGCCUCCUCGAACGAUUGACUUCACACGGCCAGAAAACUGCCUCCUACUGCACCUGGACAACUCUGUGGGCGGGAUCAUUGUAGACGUGAACCUAUCAGAGCACUCCGCCACCAUCCGAUUCUCCGAGUACCACGACGGUGCAGCGCCUUUCCUCAUCAUCAACCACACCAAAGACCAGACUCUGCGCUUCCAUCAGAGCUCUCAGAAGGAGGCAGAGCAGGAGGAGCUGGAGGCGGGGAAAGCGGUGCACUACACCUGGACUGAGCCCACGGGGUCCCGCGAGCUGUACUGGAGCUGUGGUGCUUACAGCGGGAAGCUGAAGAGUGAGGAGGACACACUUCAGGACAUGAACACCGAGGGGCGACUGUUCUUGAUCUCCUUCUAUGAAGGUCUCCAGCGUGUUGUGCUGUUCACCGAGGAUCAGCACAUCUACAAGCUGCUCUGUGAGAGCGAGAAGGCGCAGCUGGCUGAACAGGAAAUCAUCUUGUCGCUCAGGAACGUCGGCGUCUCUCUGAUCAACAACAGCAGCAGCCAGGAGGUCUCCUUUAUCGGGAUCACAAGCUCCAAUGAGGUGUGGGAAUUGAAGCCGAAGAAGAAGAAUCGCUGGAAGACUCUGAGCACUAAAGAAGCCGAGCUGCUGGAGAACAAGUAUAAGGAGUACAUUGACUCUGGACCCGUGGACAACGCCAUUGUGGAACUGGAAAACAACUUCCAGGUGAUUUUCACUCCAAACGGCAUGGAUAUGCGGAUGCUGGAGCCGUGUGAUGCUCCUCUCAGGAGGCACUUCUUGCCCGGGGUGAAAGUGGAGUACAGCGUCUCAGCUCGACAGAGCGCCUACCGUGUACAGAUUCACCGUAUUCAGAUCCAGAAUCAGCUGCCAGGAGCGAUAUUCCCCUACGUGUUCUAUCCUGUAAAACUGCCAAAAUCCAUCACCAUGGAUUCAGAACCCAAACCUCUAACAGACAUCAGCAUUGUAACGAGGACAGCAGGGCACUCUGACAUCUCACGCAUCAAGUACUUCAAGGUGUUGAUUCAGGAGAUGGAUCUGAAGCUGGAUCUUGGCUUCCUGUAUGCCAUCCUGGACCUGUUCACAGCUGAGUAUGCCAGCACCACCAGCUCAGAGCAGGAGGUGGAACUGUUUGAGAAGGACAUAGAGUACAUCAAAACAGAACUGAACCACGUCUCUGCUGCAGACAACUCUCCAGUCAGCCUCUAUGAGUACUUCCACAUUUCACCCAUCAAGCUUCAUCUGAGUUUCUCUUUGAGUUCUGGAGGAGAAGACGGCAUGAAGGAGAAGAGAGACAAAGAGCUCAUUCCUGUUCAGUCGCUCAACCUGCUGCUGAAGAGCAUCGGCGCCACACUCACCGAUGUGCAGGACGUUGUCUUCAAGCUGGCCUUCUUUGAGUUGACCUUCCAGUUUUGUACAACCCAGCAGCUGCAGUGGGAGGUCAUCAGGCAUUACUCAAAGCAGGCUAUUAAACAGAUGUAUGUUUUGGUUCUGGGCCUGGACGUUCUUGGAAACCCUUUUGGACUGAUCAGAGGGCUGUCAGAAGGAGUGGAAGCCUUUUUCUAUGAGCCUUAUCAGGGAGCCAUCCAGGGGCCUGAGGAGUUUGUUGAGGGAAUGGCUCUGGGCGUGAAGGCUCUGGUGGGAGGAGCUGUAGGUGGUAUAGCGGGCGCUGCCUCCAGGAUCACAGGCGCCAUGGCAAAGGGCGUCGCUGCCAUAACGAUGGACGAAGAAUACCAGCAGAAGAGACGAGAGGCGAUGAACAAACAACCCAGCGGCCUGAGAGAGGGGCUGACCAGGGGAGGAAAGGGAUUAGUGUCUGGAUUUGUCAGCGGGAUAACAGGGAUUGUCACCAAACCAAUCAAAGGAGCCCAGAAGGAGGGUGCAGCUGGAUUUUUUAAAGGUUUUGGGAAAGGUCUGGUCGGUGCAGUCGCCAGACCAACGGGCGGCAUAAUCGACAUGGCCAGCAGUACUUUCCAAGGGAUCAAGAGGGCAGCGGAGACUUCACAAGACGUUGAAUCUCUUCGCCCUCCUCGCUUCAUCCACGAAGACGGUGUCAUACGCCCAUAUAAGAAGAGGGAGGGCUUCGGCAGCCAGAUGCUCCAGAAAAUUGAGAAUGGACGUUUUGCCAAGUACAGAUACUUUGCUCACGCUAAGGUCAACGACUCGGACUUCCUCAUGAUCACAAAAAGGGGAGUAUUUUUUGUGACUAAAGGCACGUUUGGUCAGUUUACCUGUGAGUGGCAGUAUCUGUUUGAAGAGUUCACCAAGGAGCCGAUGAUCGUAGAGAGCCGUCGACUACGCAUCGAAGCCAAGGAAAGAGUGAAAUCAGUCUUCCACGCCAAGGAAUUUGGAAAGAUCAUAAAUUUCAAAACGUCUGAGAUUGCCACGUGGGUUCUUUCCAAACUGGAAGAAGCAAGAGAGAGUUUACCGAAGUAAUGAGCAAUCAAGACGAGUUAGAAAACACACACAGACACACCACCUGUGUGUGAGCCAGUGCCUUCGUUAAAACUGCAUGCUACUGUUGUUUACCUUUAAACACACAACAAACCAGUACGUUGACUGUUGGUGUGUGACGGAGGUAAAAAAACAAAAUAAAAGCUCAGUGAGUAGUGUGUAUGUGUGCAUGCCAAGAAAAAAAGUGCUACAAAUGGUCAGCUGGUGACUUGCAUUCAUUUAGCUCAGAUCACACUGAACCAGACUUCACAGUCUUCAGUCUGUUUGCACUCAUCAUCUGUAUCAUUGAUUUUUAAAGACUGAUUGUAUUGACAUUAAAGCUGAAUCUUACGUUCUAAACACACCUCAUCACUCAUGUGCAUUCAGAGUCUUUUCAGUUUGCCUUUAUAGUGCCACAGUUCAGUUUGCCACACACACACACACACGGUGUCGAAGCAUCGCUUACAACAUUGAGGCCAAAUCAAGCAUAAUUGUUGUAGCACAAUUAACAUUGUUGUACAUUUUACUGGAUUAUACAAAAGGGACACUUAUUUAAAAUGUGAGGUGAGGCUUUAUAACACGUAAUUUAAACUACUGUGUCUGCUUUCUUUUACUUUCUUACUCUAUAUUCUCUUUCUUUUAUACAUUUUCUGCAAAAAUGACGACUGUUCAGUGUGUGAUUUAGAGACGCAUGUUAUUUUUAUAUUGUACUGGGUAUCAGUCUGCUGUAUAUUGAUCUAAUAAAGUAUUCUAUCUGUAUAUAUAUAUCUAACCUCACACGGUGGCCUGUAUUGAGGCAUUACAGGUUGUAAUUUUGUGAAUUUUUUGUUUUUAUACCACACAUAUGCAAUGCCAAAUAUAUUACUGAAUUAUGCAGAGAGAAUAUAUUUAAAAAGAGAGAAAUCCUAAUAAUGGUCAGCUGCUGUUUACUAUGUGGGAAUGGUUUGACAUUUGCUUUGGUUUUUCGGGUGCUACGCAGCUUCACUCGACAAAUAGUUUCUGUUUUCAUGUUUGUCAUUUAUGCUUUUGGUGGCUUCGUGUUUUUCUCCUAAUGUUUUCAAACAAGAUUUAAUAAAAUGUGUGUUUCAAGUUU
Molecule: messenger RNA, 10863 nt
Organism: Labrus bergylta (ballan wrasse)
Lineage: Eukaryota; Metazoa; Chordata; Actinopteri; Labriformes; Labridae
Gene: vps13a
Product: vacuolar protein sorting 13 homolog A
Biological process (GO): protein retention in Golgi apparatus; autophagy; protein targeting to vacuole
Cellular component (GO): extrinsic component of membrane
Source: RefSeq, a predicted model, not a curated record